GCCGCUUGUCGAAAAUUUCGAUGUGAUAACAGUGAUAUUAUCAAAACAUUCGAUACUGUUAAAAAACUUCAUCGCCGUGUAAUUAUUGUUAAUAAUCACAAGUUUUUGUGAUUUUGUGUUUAUGGACAAAACUUUUUGCUAUUGUAAAGACUAUACAUCGGGAAUAAGAAUAGCAUGUUUAUCGAACUUAACAUAAUGCAACCAAUUUGAUAACAGUUUUAUACAGUUUCGUUUCGGCUAUUUUAAAAUCAAACAUAUAAACAAUCCUCUGUGAAAUGGCAACUGGUAGUCAUGAAAUCGAGAAUGAAGACAGCAGUGACAUGGUUGGUGGAUGUGUCCAGCUGCGUUCAUGUGAACCGUGUAUGAAGGAUAACACCUCUACAAAUGCGACUCAAUUUUGUACGGUGUGCAAAGAAUUUAUGUGUGAUGAUUGUAAGCGAGGACAUAGUCGCUUCAAACCUGGUAAACAUACAUUCAUCAGUGCAAAAGAUGUAACUGAAAUACCUAUAGUGGUCGACAUGAAAGAUUUAGACAAAUGCGAAGAACAUCAAAAAAAAAUUAAAUUCUUCUGCAAAGACCACUCGCUAUUGUGUUGCAGUACAUGUGCAUUUAUUCAUAGGACAUGCACAAAUGUGGACGAGUUAGCUAAGAUUUCUGAGGAGAAAGGGCAGCUAUUGCAUGAUUUGAAAAGAGAUCUUGUUCAAGCGGCCAGUAAAGAAAGCGAUAUCAUAAAUGAUUGCAUGCAAACGAAACAAAGUUUAAACGAAAAACUGAUCAAACUUCCUACCGAUAUUGGGGAAUUAAGGGAAAAAAUAAAUACACUGUUUGCCAAGGCAACAACAGUCAUUAAUAACCGAGCUAAAGAUGUUGUCGACGUUGAAGUAAAGCGCCUUAGUGAAAGACAAGCCUCUACGGAAAAAGUUCUGCAAGCAAUUAACGAUAUACUUCCCAUUUGUUCCGCUGUGGUCGAUGAUGGAACACCUCAGCAAGUGUUUAUUCUAGCAAGGACCAUAGAGCGGAAACUAAACGACAGUAAAGUUCAUGAUGAUCAGCUGCAAAACAACCAUUUUACAUUAAAAUUGUCAUUGCAAUUUGCAGAAGAGAUUUCGACAAUCCUGAAGAAAGGAAGUGAUUUUGUAAAACUUGAAUCUCUCCGAAUUCAUCAAAAAUCAGAGCUGACCAACGCCUCUUGACAUACCACGCUGUGCGUUUCUUAUUAAGCAAGUGUUAAUAAAACAAAUAAUAUUUUGCUGCAAGCUGACAUAAAGAAGAAAUACAAUGUAUUUAAUAAAGACAGGAGCCAGACGCGUGUAACCCAUCCCAUAAUCGACUGUUUUCCGGCUAAUAAAGUCAGUUAAUUAAAAGAACCACAACUACUGAUUUGCUACACUGCGUGGGUUUUGGUCUGUCGUCAUUGAGUAUGGUUAUUACAAUGUACACUUAACGACGGGGGUUGCAGCAACGCUUGUUUUAAAGUUGUUUAUAUGCAUUCACUAACGUGGAUUAUGUACAAGUGAUUGGGUGCAACUUCAACGAUGUACCUUCUGGGAUAAGGCGCGUCCUAUAUCUUGCACUACUCAUGUUGGCAAAUUUAAAAGUUCGUUGAAUCUUCUUACAACCACGUAACCAGACAUAAUUGAUAAAACGCGCGCCACACAUAAUAACAUAUUAUUCUAAACAACCAGCAAUGCCGAGCUACAAACUUCACUACUUUGACAUCCGGGGCCGCGGUGAGCUGAUUCGCUACCUCUUUCUGGCGGCCGGAAGGGACUUCGAGGACAACCGGAUACCGCGAGAUGAGUGGCCAAAUGUCAAACCAACAUUAGAGUACGGGCAGGUUCCGGUACUUGAGGUGGACGGGAAGCAGCUGGCACAGAGCAAUGCCAUUGCACGAUUUCUCUCCAGAGAGUUCGAUCUGGCUGGUAAGAACAGCUGGGAGCAGGCGCUCUGUGACCAGACCCUGGAACUCGUUUACGACCUCAUUCUGAAAGUCGUCAAACACCUCUUUGAAAAGGACGAGGAGAAAAAGAAGCAUUUCGGGAAGCAGUUAGCUGAAGUAGACUAUCCAAAAUUCCUGGGAUACUUCGAAAAACAACUCGAAAAUAACGGCGGAAAAUAUUUAGUAGGAAGCGGGUUAACCGUAGCAGAUUUGGCCGUCUAUGCUGUAUUAGACACAGCGUUGCAGAAUGUGGAAACCUUCUUGGAGAAGCACGAGAAAUUGCGGGCUCACCGUGAAAUGGUAGGCGCCAUACCCAAGAUGCUGGACUAUGUCAGCAACAGAAAAAAGACUGUCAUCUAGACUUUCAUUGUCAUAAUAACUGAACAAAAUAAAUAUUGUUAACUUAGUAUUAUAUGGUAUGUACUAUUGUGGGUAUAUAUGAUGCAUACUUGUUAUAAUUAUAAUGUGAUGUGAUUAUGUAAACAAAUAUCCUUUUA
Messenger RNA from Dreissena polymorpha, 2436 nucleotides. RefSeq names its product glutathione S-transferase 1-like. The record is from RefSeq and is a predicted model, not a curated record. The transcript has 6 exons. Lineage: Eukaryota; Metazoa; Mollusca; Bivalvia; Myida; Dreissenidae. Bases 1688 to 2299 code for a protein of 203 amino acids. Gene Ontology annotation, biological process: glutathione metabolic process. Gene Ontology annotation, molecular function: glutathione transferase activity.